Cordyceps militaris CM01 is the source of this 2823-nucleotide messenger RNA. RefSeq names its product autophagy protein Atg13, putative. NCBI's taxonomy places the organism in Eukaryota, Fungi, Ascomycota, Sordariomycetes, Hypocreales, Cordycipitaceae. Bases 1 to 2823 code for a protein of 940 amino acids. The record is from RefSeq and is a predicted model, not a curated record. The transcript has 3 exons. Gene Ontology annotation, biological process: autophagosome assembly; protein localization to phagophore assembly site; mitophagy. Gene Ontology annotation, cellular component: phagophore assembly site; Atg1/ULK1 kinase complex; extrinsic component of membrane.
AUGCACCAACAAGCCAGGAUACCACAGAGGAAGGCCUCGUCCCCGGCACCAUCACCACAACUUCCAUCCUCUCGAAAUGUAUCCAACGCUGAUGCUGGCAUCGGCGGCGCUCGUUCCCGGGCGGCGUCUACCCUCUCCGUGAACCAGCCUUCAUCAGCUCCAGCACCUAGCGAGGGCCCAUCAGCUUCCAGCCUGCCCAGCGAUUCUGUCAAGAAGCUGGAUCAAAUAGUGCAGAAUUUUUACACCAAGGCUGCCGCAUUAAUUCUAGACUCAAGAAUGAAGUUGCGGCCCAUACGGAAUUCUAGCGGAGCACCCAAGGUGAACAGAUGGUAUCAAAUAGAGACGGACGAAAUUGAUGACUUUCGAGAAGAGCUCAGGACUUGGAAGACUUGUGGCAGUCUGGAAAACCUCCCACCUCCAAUGGUCAUCGAGGUGUAUCUAGACGCGUCAUCUCUCAAGGAAAGCCAAAGUCUUAUCACUGUAGACGAGCAUGGAAAACGCUGGGAUGUCAUGGAACAGCUCCAGUUGUCCCGAUCAAGUGAUAGCACGUCGCCCAACACAUUCGACCGCAACACAGAAGUUGUGCUAGAACGUUGGACUGUGGAGUUGAUACCGAACAACUCCCUACCAACUGACGACUUUGGCCCCAUCCUCCCAACCAUCUACAAAAAGGCCAUUGUUUUCUUCAGAUCCCUCUUUAUUACCACAAGACUUGUACCAGCCUGGAAAUUCACCAGCCAAGGAAGAGCAAAAGGCUGCGUCGCGGCUCUUACCCCCCGUUGCAGGAUACUCAUGCAGCGUCCAAGCAGGAACUCCCGAGACCUUCUAAGGACUCCCAUCGACGGUAGGCCCGAUCCAGUUACAGAAUACAUGUUUGGGGACUUGGACGUUCCCGCUGGUCGUCUAAGCACGUCUGUCACCUACAGAAACGAAUGCAGCUUCAGAAUCGAUGAUGCAGAGUCGCUGUUGAGCUCUAGAUUCAUGGGCAUUGACGAAAACUACUUUAAGCCCUCAAUACCACAAAGAGUGGACUCGCCAAGAGUCGCACAGCCCGAGGUUGGCUCGUUCCGAGAUCAUCGAAAACGGCCUAGCAUAAGUGAUGCUCAUCAAACAUAUGGAAGUCUCUCAACGUUCCAUGGCGAUGGGGCUCUAGGAACGAGUCCUAUCUCUGCGCUCAGAUCUGUCAAGGUUCCUGGUUCUGACACGAGCUCGCCGCCAGCCUCGUUUCCGAAACAGUCCGACCUGGGUGCUCCCAACUCAUUGCCCAUUGGAAACCGGGGACAGUCUAGCCGCCAUACAACCCGACCUGAUGGAUCUGCCAGGAGACCAUCCAUCUCGUUUCAACCAUUCAAGGCUGGUUCCCUUUCAGGUUCCCCCGUCCCUCGAUCUCUCGAACCAGAAUCACCCGCAUCGUUGCAAAGCCGGACCUCGGCUUUCCCGCAGAUGCAGCCUAGGCAACGCACGUCACUAACAGCUGGCAUGCCAGCGACCUUGCGAGGCGGACCUCCGCAGCCUACAGAUAUCCCCGUUGUUGGCUCACCACGUCCAUCAUCUUCCAAUCGCUACAGCAGCAGCUUUACGCAUCGCCGUAACCGCCCAUCUAUUAGUGGACCGAGUAAAGGAGGACCCGAUGAUGAGCAGGGCAGUAGUGGGAGACAGAGCCUUGCUUCUUCGGUGGCGCAACCCGGGUCCGGCCUGUUGGCUGAGCCUGACAACGCCAGUUCCGGGUCGUUGCCAGCUGAAGAAGAUGAUAUCUCCGACUUCUUAAAGGUUCUGGACAGUAAAAAGACACUCAAGAGUUUUGAGCCAACGAAACGGGACUCAGCAACGAAUAAGACUGUUGCACAGCUAUCCAGGUUUCACCUAAUGCGGGAGUCAAACAACGCCUUGGGAGAUUCUAUGACUUCGUCUGUGCAACUGCAGCGCUCGUCAAGUUCCUCGAGUCGGCAGCUCACAAGUGUGCCUGGAAUGGUGGCGCCGGCAUCAAUGUCGCCAUCUUCAUCGUCGCCCGGCAAGCCUAUCUCACCACAUACCCCACACACGCCUGCCAUUCCCUCUCGUCUCAGUGAAAACUCGAUAGUCGAUCACUCGGAAGGGCGCUCUCGAGCAGUUUCUCGAGCAACACGCCCCAGAGGUCCUUCAAUUCCGGAAACAAGCCGCCAAAACACCAUCACUCAGGAGGGCACUACUGCCAUUGACAUACCGUUGUCACCCCGUCUGGGUUCACACCAAAGACGAUCAAGCUCAGUCGCGCAGCAAACCAGAGCAGCAGUUGACGAUGAGGAAACGGACCUGGCUUUUGCAAAUCGAAGCGUCAGCCUAGGAGCAGAGGACAGAGAGGCGCCGACUCUCAGCACACUUCUUGGCCGCCAAAUGCAACUGGACAAUGAGUCUACUGCUCGCGAAAGCCCGCCCAGCAGUCUCCGACCCGCGCCCGAGAUUCGAUCUGCGAGUGUAUCGGUAGCAAUGCUUCGUGGGUCCACAGAAGAAACGCCCCCCGACGGCUUGAUCUCUGUCGCGCAGUCGUCGUCGCCGUUUCAACGCAAACGGUAUACCGGAAUGAACGCUGGUCGUGGACAGACACCGCCGCCGCAUCACAUGCAGGCAGCUCGAGGCAGCUACGCGGGUAGCUCUAGCAGCCGCCUCAUCCGUGGUGAUGAUGAGUCGGUCGGCGACGAACCGCUCAUGUUUACACUCUCGGAGAUGGAUGCACAGGGUCGUCGCAGCCUGGAGGAAGGACGGGGUAGUGUAAAUACAGGAAGUAACACCGGCUCAGAGAGAGCCGUCUAUGAGCCUCGCGGCACCACCAGAAGGGGCUGGUGA